CUUCUCCCCCCCCCUUCUUUGAGAAUUGAAACGCUAAGUCUUUCUCCCCCGCCCCGUCCAAUUUACAUUUUCUUUGCCUCUAAACCUCGAGAUUUAGGAAGGGGUUGGAGUAGCCGAGGAGCAAAUUGGGCUGGAGAGUGCGGGAGCGCCAGCUGUUUCGUUGCUUCCGCGAGUUUCUCUCUGUCCCCCAGAAAGUCGAUCCGAGGGCAAAUCGCGCAUUGUUCCUGCAGCUGUAUCUGCCUGAGUGCCCCCCGUUUCUUUUCCAAAUCUUCGAAAGUGUCCAGCAAGCAUCUGAACAGAGAUUACACAACCCAAGACAUUAACUGGAGACUGGAAUAAUCAGUAACAAUGAUGACAGAGACGGGCCCAGAUUCGGAGGUGAAGAAAGCUCAAGAAGAGAGUCCCCAGCAGCAGCUGGAGCCAGCAGCAACUGGGCCAAACACAGUGAAUGGUAGCUCCACCAACACAGUACACAAUCAGGAAGCUGACGAUAAUGAGAAACCAGGAGCCCACAGUGAUGCUAAACAUGGGGAGCGGGCUGUGGACAUGGAUGAAAAGGACUACAGUGAAGCAGAUGGGUUAUCUGAGAAAACUACCCCCAGCAAGGCCCAAAAAUCUCCUCAGAAAAUCACCAAAAAACUCAAGAGUGCAAUCUGCAGGGUGACUCUUCUGGAUGCCUCAGAGUAUGAGUGUGAAGUGGAGAAACACGCUCGGGGUCAAGUACUCUUUGACCUGGUCUGUGAGCACCUUAACCUGUUGGAGAAGGAUUACUUUGGACUCACAUUCUGUGAUUCAGAUAGCCAGAAGAAUUGGCUGGAUCCUUCUAAGGAAAUAAAGAAACAGAUUCGCAGUGGCCCCUGGAACUUUGCCUUCACAGUCAAAUUUUACCCACCAGAUCCAGCCCAACUCACAGAGGAUAUCACAAGGUAUUACUUGUGCUUGCAACUCCGAGCAGAUAUCAUCAGUGGACGUCUACCGUGUUCUUUUGUAACACAUGCACUGCUAGGCUCAUAUGCUGUACAAGCUGAACUGGGGGAUUAUGAUACUGAAGAACAUGUUGGCAAUUAUGUUGGUGAACUGCGUUUUGCUCCCAAUCAGACCAGGGAACUGGAAGAGCGUAUUAUGGAGCUACAUAAGACUUACCGGGGCAUGACACCUGGAGAGGCAGAGAUUCACUUCCUGGAGAAUGCCAAGAAACUUUCAAUGUAUGGAGUUGAUUUGCAUCAUGCUAAGGAUUCAGAAGGCAUUGACAUCAUGCUGGGUGUUUGUGCCAAUGGCCUUCUCAUAUAUAGGGACAGACUGAGAAUAAACCGUUUUGCCUGGCCCAAGAUCCUCAAGAUUUCAUACAAAAGAAGUAACUUCUACAUCAAAAUUCGACCUGGUGAGUAUGAGCAGUUUGAGAGUACCAUUGGUUUCAAGCUGCCCAACCAUCGCUCAGCCAAGAGACUCUGGAAGGUUUGCAUUGAACAUCACACUUUCUUCAGGUUGGUGUCACCUGAGCCUCCUCCAAAAGGCUUCCUAGUCAUGGGCUCCAAAUUCCGCUACAGUGGGCGAACCCAGGCUCAAACUCGACAAGCCAGCGCUUUGAUCGAUCGUCCUGCCCCUUACUUUGAACGCUCCUCCAGCAAACGGUACACCAUGUCUCGCAGCCUCGAUGGAGAAUUCUCCCGCCCAGUUUCAGUCAGUGAGAAUCACGAUGGAGCAGAGUCAGACAAGAGAGAAGAUGAUAGGUAUGGUGGGAGGACGAGAUCUGAAGAUGAAGAGGUGACCACUCCAACAAAAAUCAAGGAGUUAAAGCCAGAACAGGAAACCACCCCAAGGCACAAGCAGGAGUUUUUAGACAAACCGGAAGAUGUUUUGCUAAAGCACCAGGCCAGCAUUAAUGAGUUGAAGCGGACCCUGAAGGAACCCAAUAGCAAGCUCGUGCACAGAGACCGGGAUAGAAGGCUGCCUUCCUCACCUGCCUCUUCCUCACCCAAACACGAGGAUGAGAUGCCAAAGGGGACCCCUGAGAAGGCCAAUGAGAUGUCAGAAGAGGAUUCUCCAGAGGAUCUGUCAUCUGAACAUGGAGCUGCAUUAAUCAUGGAAUCUUUUAUACAGAAAAGCCUUGUUUCUUCUCCAGAGGGUUCAGAGCAUUGGGUAUUUAUAGAAAGAGAAACUUCUGGGCUGGAAGAGCUAGCGUUAAAACAAAUUAUUAAGACCCAGAAGGAAGAAUCAAGUGCAGGUGCCUCAGAAAAGCAAACAAAUUUGGACUUCUCAAAAGAGACCACUGCAACAGGGGAAGCCAAGGCAGCAACAAAGCAGGAGGUAAAAGGAAGUGAGGAGAGCAAAAUAAAGGUUCACAGAAAAGCCAAAAUGAUAGCCAGUCCAGAAGAUUUUGAAUCAUUAUGGGAAGAUGAUGAGUAUGAGAAAGAUUACAGAAAAAAAUCUUCUGAGGCAGAAAACCUAACAACGGGGGAAAGAGAAGAGAAAAGCAAUAAAACAGGGCCAGCAGUGUUUGGUUCUUGUGAACCAGAGAAGAAAGAAGAACAGAAAGACAAAAAGAAGGCUGUGGUGGCAGCCUCCACUGAAAGUAAGCAACCUACUGGCCCAGUCCAGUCCAAAGAAGGACCAGUAUGUGCCUCUUUUCAUCCAGAGUCUCCAAAAGAAGAAAGCAAAAUUAUAAUAAAUGAACAUAGGACUACCUUGAAAUUAUCAGAAAAGGAAGUUCUUCAGGAUACCUCAGAUUCUGACUCAGUUAAAACUAAGGUGAAACUAAGUGAUAAGACAGUAUCUUCUGCUGCUGAACGGAUUAUCUAUUUGGGUUCUGAAGAAACAGAUGAAACAAAUAAUUGUGCCUUUGAGAAGAGGCAAGAAAACCAAAUAGAAAAACAGAAGAGCAUUAGGCUUGCCCCAGUUAUAGGAAAGAGAGAGGGAGAAAUUGUGCUCUCAUUCAGCAUAUCCACAUAUUGUGAAGGAACGUCAGAAGUCAGCAAAACAAUUAUGCAAUCAGAGCAGUCUGAGAAAGAUACUGUGGAUGACAAAAACAUACAUUCUACUAAGCUGCAUUCAAAUGAAAAAGAGGUUCAUUCAAUUUCAGCGGAAGGUGUUUCUAUAGAGUCAAAUGAUUAUGGAAUCAAAGAUGAUCAGGAAUACAGUGCAUAUUCUUCCACACAUGAAGCCUAUGAAAGGGAUUCCAUAAUCCUAUUAUCAGCAACUCAGUUAAAAUCUGGAUCCUCCCCAAAAGAGGCAACAGCUUAUCUUUCUUAUGAGCAUGAAAAAGGAGUGGAUGAAACAUAUAAUAGCAGUCUUCAAGAAGGUGAAAAAGAAUCUGACAAGGAGGAGGCUGAUACUGUCAUAGGAGAAGAGAGCAUGAUAUUAAAAACUUCAGAAAAACAAAGCAAAAUAAAUAAGUCAGAAGAAAUGGAAACUUCUCAAAUACUUCUUCAGAUGGAAGCCAUAGAAUUUAUGGACUCCACCAUGGAUUCCUCAUCACAACAGCUUUUCUGUUCUACAGAAAUUUCAGCUAGAGAACCACAUAAAUCACAAGAAGAAAAGACAGGAAAAUUAGCCCAAGAUAAAACUCAUGAUUCAAGCUGGCCUCUUCAGGACAAAUUAUCAGAAGUUCAAGAACUAGUCCAACAUAAAUACAUCAGAUCAGAAGAUUCCACCAAAGAUAAACUUCCUGAUUUGGAACUAUCAGCCAAAAAUGAAAGUAUUGAAUUGAAAAUUCCAGCCAUAAACAAACAACUAAUGGAAAAUACUAAUUAUAGUGAACUGGAGCAGUUAACAAAAGAUGAAUCUACCCUGUCAGAAGACUCAACUAAAAAUAAGCCAUCAAAUUCACAUAAUAUGUCAGAAUGGAGAGAAACAGCUAAAUACGGAUCCCCUGAGACUGAAGAGUGUGACAGAAAUGAGUGUCAUGAAUUAAAUAGGAUGGCUAAACAUAAGCUCCAAGAAUUGGCUGAACUCCCAAAAUUAGAAAAGGUAGCUAAGAAUAAUAUUUCAGAAUGGGAGGACUUGGCUGAAGAUAAGGUCCAUGAAAUGGAUGAGCUGACCAAAGAUAAUAUCCCAAAAUCAGAGGAUAUCGUUUUAACUUUAAAUCUAGAUGAAGUAGUCCAGGAUACAACCUCUUGCUUGAAACAGCCAUCUAGAGAUAAAAUGUUACCAAAGUCUGGCUCUCUUGGUUCUAAACCGUCAGAAUUAGAAGAUCAAUUUCUUUUAAAAGAAGAACUUGACCCUACACAGUCUGUUAAGACUGGGUCACCAGAAUGGAACAAAGAAUGUUCAAAACCUCCUCAUGCUACAGAACAGGACCUGAAACAGGUGCAAACUACAAAUAAUAAACAAAAACCCAAUCUGGAACAACUCAUAGAACAUAGUACCAGUAUUACUGCUUCAUCUCAAAAUCAUAAGGAUAUAGACUCACUCACAGAGAGCCAAAAGGAUUUAUUCAAACGUAGAAGUGCAACAAAUAAAGAAAACUCCAUAGCUUCUAAAAUUAGGAUGUUUGAACAAGGUGAAAUGUACAGCCUACUUUCUGAUGAACCACACGUAGCCUCAACAGGAUUCCGUGAGAGUUGUCCUGGCAGUGAGAUAUCAAAAGAUCUAUCAGACGCAGAACUACAGAAAGAAAUAUUUUUAAAAAACUCUGAAAAAGUAAUAGUGACUUUGCAACCGUCAGAUGACAAAACAAAAGACCCUGGAGAAAUAUUAGACAUGGUCUACCUACCUGUAAAUCAAGGAAUAAAUGAGGGAGAACCUUCUCAGCUGUCAUCUUGGAAGGAAGAUAUUUCUGUUGGAUCAGAGCAAGGAGGAGAAAGAGAAGCUGAAUUGGCUUCUCCUGAUUCUGGCUGUGAAAUCACUUUGGCAGAAGCUGUGAGCAAAUUUCAAGAACCAACUUGGGAAGAAAAGGAUUUGUCAGGCCUGUCAGUAAAAGCCUUUCCGAAAGAAGAGAGUUUAAAGGCUGCUGCUCCAGUGGCCCCUCAGAGAGCGGGAUUGAGGGAGGGCACAGAGGAGAAAUCUAAGCUGCCUCGGCACAGGGCUGCUGAAAGUGAUACCGGGGAUGAGGACCAGGACCAGGAGAGAGACUCGGUCUUCCUGAAAGACAACCAUUUGGCCAUCGAGCGCAAGUGCUCCAGUAUUACUGUCAGCUCAACUUCCAGCCUCGAGGCUGAGGUGGACUUCACUGUCAUUGGCGACUACCAUAGUGCAGCCUUUGAAGAUUUCUCACGGAGUCUCCCUGAACUUGAUAAGGAAAAGAGUGAGGGAGAAGCAGAGGGUCAGAUUUCUACUGAGGAAUCUGAUGGACCAGCUCCCAAGGAAGAUAGUGAUGCCAUGGAUGAAGAUAAGGCUUCUCAUGUAAGCCCAGAAGAGUCCUUUAGUCUGAAAUCAGAAAUUGUGAAAAAAGUGGAAGCAGACACCUCUGUGCAACACAGAAUCGGUACAACAGAAAUUACACAGGUUGAUGGUACCACUACUGAUGGAAAAGAGACAGUGACCACUUCCCACAUUGUCAGCACAGAAACCAUAUCAACCACCUCAGAUCACAGCACCAAGCCUACAAAAGGCACUGCAGACCUUCGCUCCAUCUCUCCAAUUACCAGUGGUGCUGUUGGCAAAGAAGCCUUCACCAGCCUUUUCGGUGCCACUGCAGAAACCCUCUCCACCUCCACAACUACCCAUGUUACUAAGACUGUGAAAGGAGGCUUUUCUGAAACCAGAAUAGAAAAGCGAAUCAUCAUAACAGGAGAUGAAGAUGUGGACCAAGACCAAGCUUUGGCUUUAGCCAUCAAGGAGGCAAAAUUGCAGCAUCCUGAUAUGCUGGUAACCAAAGCUGUAGUAUAUAGAGAAACAGACCCAUCUCCAGAAGAAAAGGACAAGAAACCUCAGGAAUCUUGACCUUUGUGUUUCUAGAAGUUGGCAUCUAUUUUAACUUUGAAGUAAAGAAGGGGCCUUUAUGCUGGAUUCCUCACUGAGACAUAGAACGUCCUGGCUGCAAGAAUAAUGUUGAGAGACAAAAUAUUAAAUAAGGAAUAGCAAAUAUAUUAUAUAUUAUAUAUACAGGAAACAAAAUGCAUCCUUGCACUGCUGCUAUAUGCUGGAGAUGAAUAAAAAAACAGCAACAUCAGCAACGAACAAACCAACCACCUCUUCAAAUAAAUUGAAGAAUUGACUGAACUGAUCUAAAAAAAUCAUGAUGGUAAUAAUAUUAACAAUUCAAUAAACCACCAUUGUGCAUGUUACAUUUAAAGAACACAUAAAUUCAUUUGUUGCACACUGAAUGGAAAAGCAAAAAUGCUUUGCAACAAAGCAAGAAAUCAACAAGCAAAACAAGCAGAAUUACAAAAUGAUUCCCUGAUAGGAAAGAAUUAAAAUCCAUUCACUUGUAUAAUUUCUGUUUAUUAUUUUCUGAUUUGGGAUGUGCGGUGAUCAUCCUUUAUCUUCACGCCAUGCUACUUUUGUUGCUUCACUGGAUUCUUUUAUUUUCCCCAGUUGGUCCUUCCUUUUUUAAAUGUUUCCUCUUCUCAUCUAAUGUCUUGUUCUGCUGAAGAUAAUUAUGACUUUCUUUCACUUAAAGCAAAGGAAAAUGAUAUGUAUAUGAUUUCUCGCUGAACAAAAUGCAGCCUGUAGAGAUUUCAUAUUGAUGUGCUUUUAAGUUAUGGAUAUUAUAUAUAACUGGGGAGGGUGGGGAAUGAUAUUAAAACAAACAGUGCUAAGUGUGACAAUGA
Molecule: messenger RNA, 6710 nt
Organism: Candoia aspera
Lineage: Eukaryota; Metazoa; Chordata; Lepidosauria; Squamata; Candoiidae
Gene: EPB41L1
Product: erythrocyte membrane protein band 4.1 like 1
Exons: 26
Coding region: 349-5880 (1843 amino acids)
Biological process (GO): cortical actin cytoskeleton organization
Cellular component (GO): cytoskeleton; plasma membrane
Molecular function (GO): structural molecule activity; actin binding
Source: RefSeq, a predicted model, not a curated record